Molecule: messenger RNA, 5983 nt
Organism: Linum tenue
Lineage: Eukaryota; Viridiplantae; Streptophyta; Magnoliopsida; Malpighiales; Linaceae
Source: the annotation of a GenBank genome assembly
UUCUUUCCUUCCCAUCCCCCCGUGGCCGUUCUCUCUUUCCCUCUCCUUUUCUUCUUCGAUCUCGUAUACGAAAAAAAGCCCCUCUCUUCUCUUCUAUCACUUCUCUUCCUUUUUCAUAUUAAUCGUUGCUUUUUCAUCCUCCCCGGAUCUCUCUUCUUCUUCUUCUUGCUCUCCUUUGAUCCCUUGAACCCCGUGAGAGAACUCCCCCUUCUCCUGCAUCGUUCUUUCUCUCCACGAACCUAUCCUCGCUCUCCUGCUCCUUCCCACUCUCUCUCUCUCUCUUCCAAAACUCUAGGGUUUCUGAAUACCGUAUCAACCCCGCCAAACGGAAAGACAUAUUUCCCCGACGGAGUGGAGACGGCUUCCUGUUAAUCUCAGGUGUCUUUAGUGCUUUUGGAUGACCUUGCUACGACCAUUAAAAUAUGGCAUCCAGUGCGUUGACCGGAGAGCGAAGGUGGUCUGCCAGAAGAGGCGGCAUGACUGUUUUAGGGAAAGUUGCUGUACCAAAACCAAUUAACCUGCCCAGUCAAAGGUUAGAAAAUCAUGGUCUGGACCCAAAUGUGGAAAUUGUGCCCAAGGGGACCCAUAGCUGGGGCAGUAGAUCAUCUUCAUCCUCAUCAAAUGCAUGGGGUUCGUCUACUCUCUCUCCAUCCGAUGGUGGUACUGGUUCCCCUAGUUAUGUUAGUGGUCGUCCUUCAUCUGGUGGUGGCACAAGGCCAUCAACCGCAGGUAGCGAUAGAGGCCAUGAACCUUUAGCUAAUGCGUGGAGUUCUAGCUCUAGGCCGUCAUCAGCCUCAGGUCCAUUGACGUCGAGUCAGACUGCAAUCACUGCAUCUCGUCCUCGUAGUGCUGAUACAAGACCUGGAAGCUCUCAGUUAUCUCGGUUUGCAGAACCUUUGUCUGAUAACUCAGUAGCUUGGGGUGCUAGUGGGACUACUGAAAAAUUGGGGGUGGCACCGUCUAAAAAGGAUAGCUUUUCACUUACUUCUGGUGAUUUUCCAACUCUUGGCUCUGAAAAGGAAACUUCUACGAAGGACACAGAUAUAGCAGAGCAUGUUUUUCCUCAUGACUCGCCUUCUGGCGGAGAACCAGUGAAAGAGAGCACAGCUGAUGGUGUAGCCGUAGAUUCUGGAAGCGCAGACUUGAAGAGUGACAAUACAAAUGCUUGGAGAAGAGAGAGUUCCUUCUAUCAGAGAGAGGGAGUUAGGCCCAAUGUUGAGCAAUGGCAUGCUGAUCCUCAACCAUAUCCUAAUUCUACUAUCCCUCAACAUUUCGAUGCUUGGCACGGCCCUCCCUUGAAUAAUCAUCCAGGUGGCGGUGUUUGGUAUCGGGGUCCUCCAGGUGGUCCACCAUUUGCGCCACCAGUUGGGCCUGGUGGAUUCCCUAUGGAGGCAUUUCCUUAUUACCGGCCUCAGAUUCCCCCUGGUGCCAUGGCAAAUGCACAGGCAGUGCCCCCACAGCCAUCAGCUGGUCCAAGAGGUCACCCAAAACAUGGAGAUGUGUUUGGACCUCCCAUACAUGAUGCUUAUAUUCGUCCUGGCAUGCCAAUUAGACCUGGAUUUUAUCCGGCCCCAGUUCCUUACGAGGGAUAUUACGGUCCUCCCAUGGCGUACAACAACAAUGCUAACGAACGAGACAUUCCUUACAUGGGAAUGCCUGUAGGUCCUGGUGCAUAUAACAGAUAUCCAAAUCAAAAUGCUCAUGAAUCUGGUAAUUCCCAUGGAAGAUCCAGUGGAUUUGGCUCUAAUAAUGGUAAAGGAUUUGUUUCGGAGAAGGUGGAAUCUGGUCAUCAUCCUCGUGAUACUCAAGGCCCAUAUAAAGUUCUUCUGAAGCAGCGUGAAGGGUGGGAUGGAAAAGCUGGGGAGCAGAAGUGGGAUGAUAACAGGGCAGCCAAUGUGGUACAUCCUGGAAAUGGAGACCACCCUAGAAAGUCAGCUUUGGAUAAUGGCUGGAGAACAGAUCAGGUCAAGAGAAACGAUGGCAUGGAAACAAAAAGAGUCAUUUCUGGAAGAGAUUCUGGCAUUGUUGACCACAAAGCUGGUGCUUCUUCUGCCAGACCAAUAGGCACUGAAAAUGGUGUGACGCUAAAUCCAUCUGAUACUGGUCUUGAUCAGAUAUCAGAGCAUGGGGAACAUGGAGCUUCCUUUCCCAAAUCAGUGUCAUGCUCUAGAGACCCUAGUCUUAUGAAAAAAAUUGAAGGUUUAAAUGCUAAGGCUCGGGCUGCUGAUGGAAGGCAAGAUGCCAAAUCAGUUAGUAGUAGGGAUGAGCAGAAGAAUAAGCAAAAAAUGGACAGUAUCAGGAGCAAUCAUCAUCCUGUAAAUGAAGAUGUAAGUGGUUUUGUUCCUCCGGAAAAACCAGCAAGUGAUGCAUCUGUCACCACUAGCUCCUUUGAUGAUCAGAGUUCUGGAACAGGUAAGAGUCUCGGCUUGACAGUUGCAAGUGGCGGAACAGAUAUAACAAGGAGGUCUACUCAGGGUAUGCAUAUUAAAACUGAUCAUCGUGGUAAAGGAAGAUCUAGUACUCAGGAUGCUGAUAGCUGGAGGCGAAGGACUCAAGUUACCGAGUUGAAUGAUGGUAUUUCAAGUGUACAUGUAAGUUCUGCUGUGCGCAGCCAUGACUGUACAUCGGUUGAGGCCACUGAGAAGUCUGUUUCACAUCAAGGCAAUGAUAGGGAGUCGAUGCUACAAGCAUCUGAGCCAAGUGAUACCCAGGCACAGCGAGCUAUGAUGAGAGAGCUAGCUCGCCAGAGACUCAAGCAGAGAGAGAAGGAAGAAGAAGAGCGAACUAGAGAACAGAAGGCCAAGGCGCUCGCCAAACUAGAGGAGUUGAACAGGAGAAUGCCUGGGGGUGAAGGUUCCUCUCAGAAGCUUGAAAUUUUAUCUAGUACUACUUUGCCCAACGAGCAAGAGGAGUUGCUGAACUCUGCCCAAUCACCUGUAGUUGUCACAUCUACGGGUAAUUCUGUUUCUGUUUCCAACUCGGUUGCAUUGGCACCUACUAAUGAGGGCAUUACAAAUAGAGUCGAGAUAUCUGCCCCUUCAUCUAAUGAAGUACUGCCUCAAGAAUCCAAGAAGAAUUCCAGUGAAGCUCCUCUCGUAAUGCAUGAUCCAUCUAAAUCACGGCGUCAGGAUUCUGGUGCAGAAAGUGUUAUUAAUAAUGCCAGACAGGAGUAUGAUGGUAGUGGGGCUUCAAAGCAGAAGCGCAUGAACUAUAGACAAAAGCAAAAUAGUUAUUCAGAAAAGACUUCUGGUGAAAAAGUCUCCUUGACCACAGCUGAAUCAUCAAAAAGUCAUAGUACUGAUGCGAUGCCUAAUCCUUCUGUUCCUGGUGAGUCUAAUGCUCAUGAGAUUUCUUCCAACUCUGAAGCUAGUGUGCCAAGUGUGCCUGUCAGCCCAAAUGCAACAGCCGAGUCUUCAACAGCACAUCCGAGGAGGAAAAUCAGGAGUACAAGAAACAAGCAAAAGUUGCAGGAUGCAGCACCUCCUACUGCUGUUGCGCCAUCAUCAGCUCUCUCCAUAGAUACAACUACUGUUUUGGAAGCUUCAAAUGACCGUGUCAAACCAAAAACUCCGGAGUCCUCUGCAGCUCCUAGCUCAGUUCAGCUGGUCCCUGAUCGCAAAGGAGGAAAUAGUCAGCAGCAUAUGGAGCAACAACAUCCUACAUCACCAAAUGAAGAUAUCCAUAUCAAACCUAGUAGUAACCAGUGGAAAUCUCAACCAUUUCGAAGAAUGUCAAGGAAUCAACAGGCUAAUAAUAAAAUGACGGAUAGUAAAUUCCAUGGAAGCAGUGAUACUGUCGUCUGGGCUCCAGUGCGGUCGCAUAAUAUUAAAUCCGAGGAUGGUGCCGAGGAAGGGGAUAAGAAAAGUGCUGCUAGUUUACCACCUGUGAAGAGUGGUGAUCUGCAGUUGCAGAAUGUUACCACAAAGAACAAAAGGGCAGAAAUGGAAAGAUACGUUCCAAAGCCGGUAGCCAAAGAAAUGGCUCAGCAAGGAAAUGCUAACCAUUCUGUGGCUUCUCCAGUAGUUGUCCAGAUGCCUGCACUUGAGACUAUUGUUGGCAGUGUAUCGAUUCCUUUGGGGCCUGAAAGUUCACAAACCACUGUCACCCUCCAGUUUGGUUCCAUUGCCGAAGCCACCAGGAAUGGGCAGGGCACCAGACAGAUUAAGCCUGUGACAGUACAGGGGUCAUCGUGGCACCAAUGUUCUUCAGCUGAAUCGCAAACUUCAACCUCAAAUCUUAGUUUUCAGAAGUCAACUGAGAGUCAGCAGCAACCUCAUAACAGAUCAGACGCAACAAGUUCAGUGAAAAGGCAGCCAUCUGAACCAAUUGAUGAAUGGACAGAUGGCUGGACUAUGCCUGAAGAGCCUGAUGCACCGAUUCCAGUCUCUAGUUUUAAGGAUCAGACAGCUACUGCCAGGGGAAGACGGCAGCCACAGAAGGGACUAAAUAGAGUAGGUCACAAUCUCGACAGUGUGGAGACAAAAGUCAGCAUGGACAGUGAAAAGGCUCAUACUCGGUCUUGGCAGCCCAAGUCACAGUCAACUUCUGCUACUGGUCAACGGGCAACCAAGCCUAAUAAUAAUGAUGAUCAGAAUGUUGUUUCUGCAGAAGCUAGUAGUUGGUCAAAUAAAAGGGGUUCAAGUUCAACCGAUGUUGGGGUGUUUGUGCCACCACCUAAAGAUAAGGAAGUAGCUGCUGGAAGGGCAAAUGAAGUGCAUCCUUCUGAUCAAGAGGGUGGUAGGAGGGAGAGGAAGGUGACCUCUCACAAAGGACAUAACAACUCUAGUAGCCCUGUGGAGCCAGCAGCCUCGGACCAAAACUAUUCCUCUUCAGGAUACAGAAGAGGCGGUGGAAACCAGUUCAACAGGGAUCAUCAUCAGGAGUCUCGCGGGGAAUGGAGUGGAACUGCCAGAGAUAACAACAGGCAACAUAAUGUACCAACAGCAAACAAGGAAAGGGCGAUGAAGCAAAGUUCACAUUACGAGUACCAACCGGUUGGGCAACAAAUUAAAAGCAAGGGGAACAACUUUGAGCCUUCUUCCAAAGAUGUAUCUCAUGCUUCGCGUCCAAGGUUUAGGGAAAGAGUGCCGAAUCACGCUAGACGUGGUGGUGGCGACUUUCAUGGACGUCAAGGUGGCAGUUUUAGGGUAUUAGAGACUAGUGAUGAAUAGAGAUCUCAGCAGAGCGUCUUCCUUGCUUUGCAUGGGGCAGAUUGUCCUCCACACUCUGCAGGUAACUGGAGUUGGGUUGUAGCGUUGAGUUGUAGAUACAGCUUAGCUAAUUACUUUCGCUGAUGAUGCCAUGAUGAGUUAACCAGGAUUUGGAGCAAAUAACAGAUUCGGCUGAAGGGCAGAAAGGAGAAUCGGCACAGAAGUUGCUUGAUUCCUUUGAUUGCAUAUUCUUCUUUUUAUUCUCUGUGUCUUGUUGGUGGAUGAGAGAUUUGAACCAGAACCAAGUAAUUUGAUCGUGCAGCUAGGUUUGCUGUUUGGAACCCCGUGGGUUUGAGCGGUAGUAGUUUUCAGUUUCAGUUUCUUUGCUCUGUUAUGAGAAAUGGAACCUCCCUUCCACUUGAAUGUCUGUCUGGGCUUGUGGCUGGUUUGGUCGAUUGUGUUAUGACUUGUGAUCAGGUGCUUUUCGCUCCCCCUGGACGGGAUUCAUUAUGCCCGUAAAAUAGUGGUUGAUGAUCUCAACUUGGGGGAAGAGACUUGCAGAGUUGGGAGGGAUAUAGCAAUUUUUGACAGGAUUGAGUUUGGUGGGUUAGGUUUGAGACAAUUCGAUCUUGCUGCAAAUAAACAAGGAAACAUGGUUAUGUUUGAUUGGGUCCCGAUUAUUUUUGGAAAUUUAGAAACAAGGGGAGGAUUGUCUACGAUCUAAUCCGCUGUUUUACUAGUCCUUCUUUCUUGGUCAAAUUUUAGAAGCAAGCAAGCCAACACUGACUGGGUGGUUUACACUUUACACUGUCGACUUCAAGCCUACACACAAC